AGACUAAAGAACUAGAACAAGUGUGUUGGUCAUAGUGUGUGUGUAUGUCCUGUGUGCGAGUUCUUCCGACGCUAAAUAGAACGGUUUGCUUAGACAUAUUAAUCCCAAAAUUGCCAUUUUUCUCCUUUUAGAGAGAGAGAGAUCAGAAAAAUCUCAGAUAGGGAAGAUUGCAGGCGAGGGCAAAUUUUUGGUCUUUUUUUUUUUUGAGUGUUUCAAUUUUUCAACUGGAAAUCCAAUGAAGGCUAUGAGAACGUAUGGGUCAUUGAAGCUAUGAUCUUGUAGGCACAGAAAGCGAUCUUCGAUGCGCUGAUUAGAUUGGCCGAUUCAGUCGUGUUUUUUUGGGGGUCGUUGAUUCCAUUUCCUGACAAAUGAACGGUGGCGAUGAAGUCGUCGCAGCUCCGGCGGGUCCACCGCAGCCGCUGGAGUGGAAAUUCUCGCAGGUUUUUGGGGAACGUACGGCCGGGGAGGAAGUUCAGGAAGUGGACAUCAUUUCUGCCAUUGAAUUUGACAAGUCUGGUGAUCAUCUUGCUACUGGUGAUCGUGGUGGUCGAGUAGUUCUAUUUGAGAGGACUGAUUUGAAAGAUCAUGGAGGAUCAAGAAGGGAUUUGGAAAGGAUGGAUUAUACAAUAAGUAGGCAUCCUGAGUUCCGAUACAAAACUGAGUUUCAGAGUCAUGAACCUGAGUUCGAUUAUCUAAAGAGCUUGGAAAUCGAAGAGAAAAUAAACAAAAUCAGAUGGUGCCAAACAGCUAAUGGUGCCUUGUUUCUUCUAUCUACAAAUGAUAAAACCAUCAAAUAUUGGAAGGUUCAAGAAAAGAAGGUCAAGAAAAUAUCUGAGAUGAAUGUUGACCCUUCGAAAGCAAUGGCAAAUGGCUGUAUUGGCAGUAUCGCUAGUUCAAGUGAUUCAAGUAGCCCUAGGCCAUAUCUUGCAAAUGGAGGAUCUCCAGAUAAAUCAUACUGUUAUCUGACCAGUGACUUCUCAUUUCCACCUGGGGGCAUCCCAUCAUUAAGAUUACCUGUGGUAGUAACCAGCCAUGAGACCAGUCUUGUAGCACGAUGCCGUAGAGUAUAUGCCCAUGCUCAUGAUUACCAUAUCAAUUCUAUAUCAAGUAACAGUGAUGGUGAAACUUUCAUAUCUGCUGAUGAUUUGCGGAUAAAUCUGUGGAACCUAGAAAUUAGCAGCCAAAGUUUUAAUAUUGUAGAUGUAAAGCCUGCAAACAUGGAGGAUCUGACUGAGGUUAUAACAUCAGCCGAGUUUCAUCCUACCCAUUGUAAUAUGUUGGCCUAUAGCAGUUCAAAGGGUUCGAUCCGUCUUGUUGAUCUGCGCCAAUCAGCAUUGUGUGAUACUCAUGCCAAAUUAUUUGAGGAACAGGAGGCCCCAGGGUCCAGAUCGUUUUUUACAGAGAUUAUUGCUUCAAUUUCAGAUAUAAAAUUUGGGAAGGAUGGAAGAUAUAUACUUAGUCGUGAUUACAUGACUCUAAAGUUGUGGGACAUUAAUAUGGAUUCUGGCCCGGUUGCAACUUUCCAGGUUCAUGAAUAUCUAAGACCUAAGCUUUGUGAUUUAUAUGAAAAUGAUUCAAUUUUUGACAAGUUUGAGUGUUGUCUGAGUGGCGAUGGGUUGCGCGUAGCGACUGGUUCUUACAGCAACCUAUUUCGUGUGUUUGGCUGCAUCCCAGGAAGUACUGAGGCUGCAACCUUGGAAGCCAGUAAAAACCCAAUGAGGCGACAAGUUCAGACCCCUGCAAGGCCAGCUAGAUCACUGGGAAGUAGUUUAACUCGAGUUGUAAGACGAGGAGCUGAUAGUCCGGGUGUCGAUGCAAAUGGGAACUCCUUUGAUUUCACUACAAAGUUGCUGCACUUAGCAUGGCAUCCGACCGAAAAUUCAAUUGCCUGUGCUGCUGCAAAUAGUUUGUACAUGUACUAUGCAUAAAGGUGAGGAUUGAAGAGGACGUGCAUUUGCUUAAUUAACCAGUUUUUGGGUUGCUGUGGAGAAGAAGGCAUUUUUUUCUUCCUAACACCCAUUGAGUUGGAGGCUACAUUAACUCUCACUACAAGCGCCCUUCAAAGUUAUUAGCAGACAGCUUUUAGGGAAGAAUCCAGAAGUGGCCGGUACCGAAUUCCCGGGUAGGCGGACCUGACUUUGUUUCUGGAUGGGCAGCAUCUCUCUCUCUCUCUCUCUCUCUCUCUCUCUGUUUUUCUUUUUUUGUUAUAAUUCCUCUCCUUCCAACCCUAAUAUUCUUUUCAGUUAGCUGUAUCUUCUUCUAAAAGGGAAGGUUCAGUCAAUGUUUCAGAAUUGUGUUUGGCUUGCUUGCAAGUGAAGGGAAAAAAAUGUGAUUGUAGCUCUCCUACAACAGAUACUAAAGGAUGUUCAAUAUCUGCCACUAGGAUUAAGAUAAAAUGUAGCUUUUUUCCCCCUUUUGCUCAA
Molecule: messenger RNA, 2423 nt
Organism: Prosopis cineraria
Lineage: Eukaryota; Viridiplantae; Streptophyta; Magnoliopsida; Fabales; Fabaceae
Product: serine/threonine protein phosphatase 2A 55 kDa regulatory subunit B beta isoform
Exons: 14
Coding region: 369-1928 (519 amino acids)
Biological process (GO): peptidyl-serine dephosphorylation
Cellular component (GO): protein phosphatase type 2A complex; cytosol
Molecular function (GO): protein binding; protein phosphatase regulator activity
Source: RefSeq, a predicted model, not a curated record